AUGGCAGAAAUGAGGAAGAACAAGGCGAAAUCAUCAUCUUCAUCUGGGUUUUUAAAUCGUUCCUUUACGAUGCACGCUCCAUCCAAAGUUGAUUCCAAUCAUCCCAAGGUUCAUUUGUUCCUCAAGAAUCAACACUCUCAAAAUCGACCGGCUCCGAUUCCCAAAUUUCACGAUUCAAUGGAUUCCGUCAAGGGUAAAGUUCAAAAGCUUCGGAGUUUGUUCGAAUCAGGAAAAUCUUCAUCGUCUUCAUCCAACUUGCCUAGUCCUAAAGAACAUGCCUCUAAGCCCGUUUUAAGACCCACAAAAUCGAUGAUUUCAUUGGGAUUUAUUAACCCUUCGAUAAGAUUACCCGAGACUGAAGAUCGCAUCGUUGUUUAUUUAACCAGUUUACGAGGAAUUCGAAGGACGUAUGAGGAUUGUUAUGCGGUGAUGAUGAUUUUUAGAGGAUUCAGACUUUGGGUUGAUGAAAGAGAUAUUUCUAUGGAUGUUGCUUAUAAGAAAGAGUUGCAGAGCAUCUUGAAAGUGAAGAAUGUGACUUUGCCCCAAGUUUUUAUCAAGGGAAAGUACAUCGGUGGUGCCGAUGUGAUCAAAAGCAUGUUUGAAAUGGGUGAAUUGGCUAAGAUUCUUGAUGAUUUUCCCAGGAGAAAACCUGGGUUUGCUUGCAAUGCUUGUGGGGAUGUCAGGUUCGUGCCAUGUAGGAAUUGCUGUGGUAGUCGAAAAUUGUUCGACGACGAUGAAGGCUUGAUCAAGAGAUGCUUCGAAUGCAACGAGAACGGCCUGAUACGAUGCCCUGCUUGCUGCGAUUGA
This is a messenger RNA of Hibiscus syriacus, 807 nucleotides long. RefSeq lists its product as uncharacterized. NCBI's taxonomy places the organism in Eukaryota, Viridiplantae, Streptophyta, Magnoliopsida, Malvales, Malvaceae. The record is from RefSeq and is a predicted model, not a curated record. Bases 1 to 807 code for a protein of 268 amino acids. The transcript has a single exon.